This is a messenger RNA of Girardinichthys multiradiatus, 8444 nucleotides long. Its product is annotated as tenascin. Gene Ontology annotation, molecular function: protein binding. The record is from RefSeq and is a predicted model, not a curated record. The coding region runs from base 321 to 6989 and encodes 2222 amino acids. The transcript has 20 exons. Lineage: Eukaryota; Metazoa; Chordata; Actinopteri; Cyprinodontiformes; Goodeidae.
UUCUCCUUCUGUCCUUCCCCUCCCCCUGCCAGUCAGUCAGACAGAGAACUUUACAAGAACAAGCAGAGGCUUCUGGACCACGGGGAGUGGAACUUCUCACAUCUCUGAGCAGGUGGAAAGUUCUUGGAGUAGGGAAAAGACGUCAUCAUCUAUGAAGAGUCUGACUAAAACACAGUGACAGCAGCCGAGACAUCCCUGUCCUGCAGACAAUGAAAGUCUGAAAGAGUUUGAGAAAUAAGGUCAAGAUCAAUCAAAGAGUCCAGCUUUCCUGAACUGUCCAACAGCUUUUCCUUUCCCUUUUCCUCCCACCAACCUUUGGAAUGGAUUCUGGUCUGUUCCCAGUAAUGCUUCCCCUCUUCCCCUCCUUCAUCAUUAUUCUCCUGGCUGGACCUGCCAUCCUCACCCCAUCAACCUCCAGGGAGUUACAGGUCAGAGGUCAAAUGACACGAAAGGAUACUGAACAGGACUCCAUCAAGGUAGUGAUCUCAGAGGGAUGUUCCUCUCAGGGGGAUUCAUCUGAUGUGAGCCAAGGAGGUAAAGAAAUUAAUCUGGCUCCUGGCUCGCCUCUGGUGCUGACACAUAAGAUCAAACUGGUUCCAUCAGGGUCAGGAUCUGGGUCUUGUGGGUGUGAUGCAGACUUUGCUGCCCUGCGGGAGCGGUUGGAAAGUCUGGAGCAGGAGGUGUCUGACCUUCGAGGGAAGUGCAGAGAAACAGGAGGAAGCUGCUGCACCUCUGAGAGCAAAGGUUCUGGCUGCUCUAUAAAACCAGAAAACGAGGAAUGUCCCAAUGAGUGCAGUGAUCAGGGUCGUUGUGUGGAUGGCAAGUGCGUUUGCUUCCCGGGCUACAGCGGGCCGGACUGCAGUGAGUCUGGCUGUCCUGGGAACUGCAACGACCACGGGAGGUGUGUGAACGGAGAAUGUGUGUGCAAUCCUGGUUUCUCUGGUCCCAACUGCUCCCAGAAAGCCUGUCCUGACAACUGCACCAAUCGUGGGAGGUGCGUGAACGGAGAAUGUGUGUGCAAUCCUGUUUUCUCUGGUCCCGACUGCUCCCAGAAAGCCUGUCCUGACAACUGUACCAAUCGUGGGAGGUGUGUGAACGGAGAAUGUGUGUGCAAUCCUGGUUUCUCUGGUCCCGACUGCUCCCAGAAAGCCUGUCCAGACAACUGCACCAAUCGUGGGAUGUGUGUAAACGGCAGGUGUGUAUGCAACACUGGAUUCACUGGUCCGAGCUGUUCAGAAGAAUCUUGUCCCAGAAACUGCAACAGAAGGGGGCACUGUGUUAAUGGGCAGUGUGCAUGUAAUACUGGAUUCACAGGUCCAGACUGUUCUAAAAAGACCUGUCCUGAUAAAUGCAACAACCGUGGCAGAUGUGUUAAUGGUAAAUGUGUUUGUGACAACGGCUUCACUGGUGCUGACUGCUCUGAGAUCACCUGUCCUGGGAACUGCAACAACAGGGGGCGAUGUGUAAAUGGACAGUGUGUUUGUGAUGAUGGUUUCACUGGCAAGGAUUGUCUGGAAAAAGCAUGCCCUAAUGACUGCAACAACCGUGGGAGAUGUGUAGAUGGAAAUUGUGUCUGUGAGAAUCGCUUCACUGGUACUGACUGCUCAGAGAUCAUCUGUCCGGGAAACUGCAACAACGAGGGGCAAUGCAUCAAUGGACAGUGUGUUUGUGAUGAUGGUUUCACUGGUGUAGAUUGCUCUGAAAAAACUUGUCCAAAAAACUGCAGCAAUCAUGGAAGAUGUGUUAACGGCCAAUGUGUCUGUGAGAGCAACUUUAGCGGUGAUGACUGUUCUGGAUAUGCCUGCCCUGAGAACUGCAACAACAGGGGGCACUGCAUUAAUGGACAAUGUGUUUGUAAUGAGAAAUUCACUGGUGCAGACUGCUCUGAACAAGCUUGUCCCAACAACUGCAACAACCAUGGGAAAUGUGUGAAUGGGAAGUGCAUUUGCGAUGUUGGGUUCACUAGAUUGGACUGUGCUACCAGAGUCUGUCCCAAUGACUGCAGCAACAAAGGACGAUGUAUCAACGGAAAGUGUGUUUGCCGGCGAGGAUUUACUGAACCAGACUGCAGCCAGUGUAAAGAGGGAAUGACUGGACCAAACUGUAAUAUUGCCAUGACAGGUGUGUCACAGCUGACCGUUCAGGACAUCACAGAUUCUUCUGCCACUUUGAUUUGGACUCAACCUCUUGUUCAAUAUGAAACUUAUAACAUCACCUUUACCAGCCAGAAGGAGAUGGAUCAACAGAUCAAUCUGCAAGUGGUGGGAAGCCUGACCACCUUUACUCAAACGGGCCUGGCAGCCGGUCAGGAGUACACCGUCAACAUCGUCGGAGAGAUUAAUGGCAGGACGGGAGAUGAGACCACAACUGAAUUCAUUACCCUCAUUUCUGGUCCGACAAACCUCCAAGUUGUCAAGACCACCUCCACAUCAGCAGUAGUUCAAUGGGAGCAGUCACAGGGAGAGAUUGACAGGUACCGUUUGACCAUCACACCGAACGACGGAGCAGGAAGGCCUCAGGAAAUGACAAUAGAAGCUGGCCAAAGCUCAGCCCAUAUUCAGCAGCUAGAAGCUGGGCAUUUGUAUGACGUCUUGUUGGUGGCAGAGAAGGGCGUGGUCCUUAGCCAGCCUGCGACCAUCCAGGUAGUCCCCGGUAACACUUUCCCAGCGGCUACUACUGAGGACUUCACCCUGCUGGUCACGCAAGCACCAGGACAAGAUGUUGGCAGCAUCAGCAAAGACUUCUCAGCCUCUGUGAUUGCCAGAACUAGACCUCUGGUCAACAAAGUAAUGGCAAGAAAUGGUAACAGACCCAAAAUUAGAAGGCCUACACUGCCAAGGUCAGGGCUGUUGCGUCCUAAUGCAACCAGAGUUAUGCCUGAAGGAAGACGUUUUGUGGCCGAUUCUUUGCACAAAAACCCAAUGGUGUUGAAAAAAAAUGAACAGAUAAAAAUUAAUGAAACCAAAUCAGAUGUCCAGAUAAUCCAGGAAUCUGUGACAGACAAGAGUGAAGAGGCAUCAAGCUCUGAGAGUGGUAACCAAAGUCCAACUGUGAUGCCUGGGAAUGAUUUUGAAUCAAAUGGGGAAAGUAGCUCAGAGGAACUAUCUUACACUGGCUCAAAAAGACAACCAGAUGCUGGCAUUGCUGAGGCUGAAAAUGACACUGAUUCAGAUUCCUCACAGCCAACUCGGGAUGUUCAAAGACAGGAAAAUAAAUGUCUGAAUAAAAUUAAGGUAACUCACUUCAAAUUGCCUUUAAAGAACAGAGUUAAUGGGUGCCUGAAGGAUGGGAUAGGGUUGAGAGAAAAUGCAUUAAGGUCAAGUCCAGAGAAGGUACCUCCUAAUGAAGAGGAGGACCUUGAUUACACACCAGACCCUUUACACAAACUUAUAACCGAUACUUUUGAUGAUUUUAAUAUUACAAUGAUUUCAGUCCACCUGGCAAAACCAUUGAACCUCUCAGCUGAUGCAGAAAUGGUAAGGAAACACAUCUUAAAGGGGCUGAAGCCACUUCCUUCACUUUUAGCUUCCUCAUCCUUUACUGCACAGUCCUAUUUAUCAGGGACCAAGUCAUCAUCACCUGCUGGAGAACCACCCUCCUCACUAACAUUUUCAGUGGCAUCUUCACCCUCAUCAUUAUUGUCACCUUCCUCAACGAAAUCAUCUCCAUCAAUGUCCUUUCCAACCUCAACCAGUUUGGAUGACUUAGAUUCACAUGGAAGCAUUGAACUGGACUCUACCUCCCACUCUGCACCUACUGAGGAUAGUGAACUACCUAGUUCAGAAGAAAGUGGCAUUACCUCUUUCCAUCACACUCAUCCAAUCAGGGGAUCCAUACGUCGCCCUCACCCAAACUUAAAAUUUUUUCUAAACAAAACCCGUCAACAUUCCAUCCAUUCUCCUCCUCAUUCAAGCAACACACAAAUAAAAGAAACAAAGAAUGUAUCAACUUCGCCAUCAUUGUCUGCUGCAAGAACAUCCCUGUCAAUGGAUGGAGAUCUAUCUUUGAAGGAUGGAAACAGAAACGGAGAUGGAAUAGCCACAAAAGUGACUUCUGAGGUGAAAGAUAGCCAAAUAAAGAUGCCAACAGAACGUAGACAUAUUCCUCUUCAUCGCCAACCUCUGAAGGGGACUUACCCACGUCGCCUGCCUCCAAAUCUUCAGAACAGAACCCGGCCAAUUUCAAGGUUUUUGACUCAUCCCUCCCAAUCUUUAAAUCUAAACACAGAUACACUGAAAGAACAAAUGUUUCCCAUUGAAUUGGCAAAAAAUUCCACCUCUGUCUCUAGAGGCUCUGUGCCAUCUAAUACUGUGUCUGUAAGUGAAAGAAAUAAAGGAAAAGUUGAGGCAAGGUUCCCCAAAACAAGCAUUUCCACUAGGGAAAGAGUUGUACCAUCCUCCCGCCAGCCAAACCUUCGUCACCCACACCAGCAUGCUGAUUCUGUCCCAAACAAAACAUUUACCAACUUGAGACACCCUAAACAUCCUCACCGAGGUGCAAUGCGCAGACCUUUGUUAGGAAGAAAACAAAAUGGAGGCACAUUUACAGCUGGAAGCCAGACUAAUGGACUGGGAAAAAACAGUGCCAUUGACAAUCCUGAAUCACAAUCAGGAAAGAAAAAUAUCCACAGAUUCACCCAUGGCUUCCAAACUAAUCGGUCAGGAGAACAAGUAAAUGACAUGUUAAGCCAAAAUCCCCAUAUGCAUGAACAAAAAACCACUGCAGACAAACAGUCAAAAGAGUUGGACAAAGGAGAUAAUACUCUGAUCCAACUAGAAGCUCCAACAGAUUCUGACAUCAAAGAGGAAUAUGAUACUGAUAAAGAAAUUGGUGCCACAAAUCAAAGUACCCCAUCUGUCAACUCUGACUUUAAACCCUCAAGACAAGUCACACUUCCAAAGAGACAACUCACAUCUACCGCUAUUAUAGGGCAGCAUCAUGGUACCCAACAUAUCAAUGGAAUGCAAAUGAAGGAGCUUCCAAAAACAAAUCCUACUGCAAAAAUUGUUUUUGACACUGAAACUGAAGGGACAGAAGGUCCUGCAUCUGAGGUUUCUUCUUCUGGGGACAAAAGAGAACCUCUGGACUUUGUUUCUGCUACAAAUCGGACUUCUGAUGGAUUCACAGUGAUAUGGGAUUCCCCAGAGGGGAAGUACAAAAAUUUUGUUAUAAGCAGAUCAGAGGUUGAGAGAGACGAAUGGCCAAAGCAGAAGGAAGGUAAGCCAAAAGAGGAUAAGGAUCAAUAUACCAAAGCAUUUUUUUCAAAAAAUGGAAGUGAUAAGGAUAAUAACAAAGAAUCUGAAGAUUUUCAAGUCCCAAAUACCCAAAAAGAUGCUGUGGACAAACCAACAGACAAAGACAAAACCUGGAGACGAGUGCUGCCUGGUUCUGCUCGCUCCCUCCAGUUUGAGCAUCUACCUCCUAAGACGGAGUACACCAUAACCUUGCUUGGAAAGGGUCCUGGCAUUCUAUCCAGACUACACAGGCUUGUCAUCAGUACAGGCCCAGAGCCUCCAACCAACAUAGUGUUCAGCAAGGUGACGGAAAACUCUCUGACAGUGUCAUGGACGAAACCAAAAAGUCCUGUUAAUGGUUUCAAAAUCACCUACACUCAUGCAGAUGAUGGUGAGCCAGUGUCAGUGACAGUGGGCUCACAGAACUCCACCCUCAAUUUAUCUCAACUGUCUCCUGGAUCCUCUUAUGAAGUCACCAUCAUCUCCACCCUCGGACUGGAUGAGAGUGAUCCAAUCAAGGAUUCUGUUGUUACACUUCCUGACCCACCCACUGACUUGCAAGCGGUCAACGUCACUGACGCCACAGCAUUGUUACUGUGGCGUCCAGCACUGGCCGCUAUUGAUAAGUAUGCCAUCGUAUAUGGCUCAGGUACAGGAUCAGAACUGAAAAUCACCGUUUCUGGAAACGCAGCCGAGCAGCAGCUCAGCGGUCUUGAAGCAUCCACCACCUACACUGUCACCGUAACAAGUCAGCUAGGCAGUCUGGAGAGUGCACCAGCUACAACCAGCUUUACCACCAAAAGCGGUUCGGGGUGGCAUCAUGAUGAAGCUCAAGAUCUGAAGGCCAGCAAUGUGACCCCUCGGAGUGCUGUUGUGUCAUGGACACAAUUGUCAAAGCCUGUGGAUUCAUACAUAUUGGUUUAUGGGAUCAAAGGUGAAAAUCCACAGGAAAUUCUUGUCAGCCCAAACCUAAAACAAUACAAGCUGACCAGACUGCACCCAGGGUCUCUGUACAGUGUGGACCUGCGGUCUAUACGGGGAGGAAAACUGACAGCCAACAGUAACACUGAAUUCACUACUGGUACACUGAGGUUCCCAUUCCCCACUGACUGCUCUCAGGAACUUCUGAACGGUAUCUUCACUUCAAACGUGGUGGAGAUCUUCCCUCAGGGGAAACCUGGCAAGUCGAUGAACGUUUAUUGCGACAUGGAGACAGAGGGUGGCGGCUGGACGGUCUUCCAGAGGAGGAAGGACGGCUCGGUGGAAUUCUACAAUGGCUGGAGGGAUUACGUUUCUGGAUUUGGAGAUCUGACUGGAGAGUUCUGGCUUGGCCUUGACAACAUUUACAACCUGACUAAGAUAACAAAGAUGAGCCUACGGGUCGACCUACGAGACAAAGAGGAGCAUGUGUUUGCAAAGUAUUCAACAUUUGGUGUGGCCAAGAGGAACUACAAGCUGAGUGUGGGCGGAUACAGCGGUACUGCAGGUGACUCCCUUAGUUACCACAACAACUGCAUCUUCUCCACCAAAGACCGAGAUCCGGCACCAUGGAUCACCCGCUGUGCCAUUUCUUAUCAAGGAGGCUGGUGGUACAAGAACUGUCAUGAAGCAAACCUGAACGGUCUCUAUGGAAUUGACCACAAACAUCAGGGUGUGAUCUGGAAGUCAUGGAAGGGAGAAGACCAUUCCAUCCAGUUCACAGAGAUGAAGAUGAGACCAGCAUCCUUUGUAUCUCCAGUCAACAGAGCAAAGUGAUAAAAGGAAUGAACUGUUAAUAGUGUCAACAUACGAUAUGUAUGCAUAUAUUUUAACAAAAGCCUUGCUCUUAUUUGAAAAUAGAUAAAAAGAUCAUUUUUUCAAUUUGUACAAAUUGUGUUUACACUUACACACAAAAACACACAAAAACCAAAGGAUAACACAGAUGAGUCAGAUUUUUCCAAGCUUAAGGACUUCAUCAAAAUAAAUACAGUGUGAUGGUCUCUGAGCAACUUUGACAAAAGAAUGGUGCCGUCUCUUUAUUGUCAAAAUGAAAAAGCUCCUUUACCAGCAUUAAAAACAUAUGUAUAAAUUGCACAAUUGCCUAACAAGCCUCACUUUUAAUCCAGCACACAACUUCGGCAACUUCUAACAAUUUCAGUCCCAAAAUUAAGUGAAUACCUCAACAAUAUCAGAAGACAUUCUGAUGAGUUUGUAAAAUAUAAAACCCAUUUAGACCAGCUUGAAUGGUUUCUAAGGUUCUGUAGGCCUGAAGACCUUAAAUACAAAGUAAAACACCUGGUUAUAAUGAGAAUGUAAGACAUUGCUAAAUUUAAAAUAUGCUGGAGUCGAGACCAUUACUGAACUUCUUUGCAAAAGUUCAUGAAGAGAUAUGCAAUGAAAUGCUGGUAAUGAGAGGAGGUAUAAAUUCAAAAUGGCUGCAGUCCCAGGUUAACAGAUCUGUUCAUAUACUGUGCUGUUUGCAGCAUUUAAAGUUAGUCUAUGUAACUUGGUUCCCUCUCUGUCUUGUGUAAAUAAGCUUAUUGGUUGCUCAGAGUACAGUAUGUUUGUGCAUGUGUUUUGCUCUGGACAUUUAGAAUCUGCUGCUUGCAAUAAUAAUAUAAAUAUAUGUAUCUUUUUUUUUUUUAUCUGUAGCCAAUCGAAACAUCUUUUCCUUAUUUCUAAUUAAAUUCAACUUAAAUCAAAUCAGAGACAGAAUCUGAUUAUGUCUGUUUAUUCUCCUCUGUUACUCUUUUGUAACUUUCUUCCUCUGAUCAACCCUGUUUUAAAGCUCAGCAGUGACCCCUACUGUUCACAGUCUCAGCUGCACAGUGUGUGUUCAGGAACAGAAGGGUGACGCACCUGCUGUGGUUCAGCUGCCAUAACAGGUGCUUCAUUGUCUUCACUGUGUUUGUCUUUUCUGUUUUGCUUUGUCUUUUUGUUUUUGCUUUAUGUUUGUUUUUCUACCUAUGGUGCCCUGUAAAAGAAUACAACAAUAAAAUGAUUGAGUCUAAAAUUUGAAGAGUUUCUCUGCUCCGCUUAAAAUGUGUUUCAAUGUUUGCUGUUUUUUUUUAAAUUAAAAAAAUAAUAAUUUAUGCAUGGUUUCUUGCAUAAAAUUCUGAAAUUAUUUUUAUAUAGUGGUUUUUGGUCAGAUGAGACUUGAACAAAAUUGUUAUGUAAGAAACACUCCCUGUGAGUCUGAUGUGAAAUAAAGGAUAUAUAUAUGUAAAAAUA